AUGGCCGAGACAUAUGCCGCGCACGACGGCCAGUGGGGUUGCAACCUCUGUCGCCGCUACUUUGUGGGCGGCGAGGCGUAUCACUGCUUCCACGGGUGCAACUUUGAUGCAUGCGAAGAGUGCAUGGCUCGCGGCGGACGGCGGAUGGGCGGCCCGGUAGAGGCGCCUGGUCCGCGCGCUACCUCGCGCGUCCGCCCGCUUCUGGCCCGCGCCGACGUGGCCAUGCAGGACCUGCACCUCGGUAGGCUCCUCGGCCACUCGCAGUACAAGGACAUUUUUGUCGGCGACCGCGACGGCGUGCCGCUAGCGGUGACCCGUACCAAGGGCGGCGUGCUCCUUGGCGUCGAUCCGGAGACCAUGGCCGCCCUCGGUGCCCAUCCGUACCUGCUCUCAUACCACGGCCACGCCCAGGACAGCGAUGGCUCCGAGUACAUCGCGUUUGAGCUCUGUCCUGACGGCCCACUGGAGACCUUCCUCGUUCGCGAAGGCAGUGAGUGGUCGCUAGACCUCAAGAUUGUGCUUGUCCGCCAGAUCGCCGCUGCCCUCGCCGCUCUCCACGCUGCCGGCGUUGUCCACGGACAUCUCUCGUCGCGCAACGUCUUUGUCGAUUCGCUUGCGGAGCCUGUUGUCAAGGUCGGCGACUACGGCCUGACCCAGCCGGCGACCCACCUCCCGCUGCCGGCAUCAAUCUCGGCGCGCGCCAAGCUUGCCCAUGUCUUCGAUGCGCCCGAGGUGCUCGCCGGUGGCGCGCCGAGCCCGGCGUCUGACGUCUGGCAGCUCGGUGUGGUGCUCUGGGAGGUUAUGGCCAACGGCGCGCGGCCGUACUCGGGUGUGGCGGGGGUCAACGAGCUUGAUCCCGCCAGCGUUGCAGCCUACCUCGCCUGCGGCGGCCGUCUUCCACCGCCACACGCUUGCUACGCUCCGCUGUACAAGUUUAUGCUCGCGUGCUGGAGCGCCGAUCCGGCAGCCCGCCCGGUCUCAACCUCGCUCGAGGAGCGACUCGCAGUCCUCGCCGACGCGUACUACGCCGACCCCAACUACGUCGACGACAACGAGCUCUCAGACGACCCGGCAAUCGACCUCGCAGCGCCGCCGCCGCAGACCCCGCAGUGA
This is a messenger RNA of Thecamonas trahens ATCC 50062, 1113 nucleotides long. Its product is annotated as protein kinase subdomain-containing protein. The coding region runs from base 1 to 1113 and encodes 370 amino acids. Gene Ontology annotation, biological process: protein phosphorylation. NCBI's taxonomy places the organism in Eukaryota, Apusomonadida, Apusomonadidae. The transcript has a single exon. Gene Ontology annotation, molecular function: ATP binding; protein tyrosine kinase activity. The record is from RefSeq and is a predicted model, not a curated record.